Messenger RNA from Corvus hawaiiensis (hawaiian crow), 5157 nucleotides. RefSeq names its product solute carrier family 38 member 6 (gene SLC38A6). Bases 37 to 1449 code for a protein of 470 amino acids. Lineage: Eukaryota; Metazoa; Chordata; Aves; Passeriformes; Corvidae. The transcript has 16 exons. Gene Ontology annotation, biological process: amino acid transmembrane transport; L-glutamine transport. The record is from RefSeq and is a predicted model, not a curated record. Gene Ontology annotation, molecular function: L-glutamine transmembrane transporter activity.
CGCUCCCCUCAGAGGCGCUCGGCGGGCGCGGGGGCGAUGGCGGCGGCGCCGCCUUGGCGGUCCGGCCGGGUCCGGCCCCUUCCCACCCGCGGCUGCUACCUAUCCGCCCGCGAGCGGCGGGAGGAGGACGAGGAGGAGGAGGAGGAGGACGACGGGGAAACCACCCCGCUGCUGCCGCCGCCGCUGGGCAGCAGUUCUUCAAGUCGUGGUUCUUCCUUUGCUUUCUCAGUGUUUAACUUAAUGAAUGCAAUCAUGGGCAGUGGGAUACUUGGCUUAUCCUAUGCCAUGGCCAACACAGGGAUCAUGGGGUUUAGUAUCUUGCUGCUGAUUGUUGCCAGCCUUGCUUCUUACUCUGUGUUUCUUCUGCUCAGUAUGUGCACUCAGACUGCUGUCACUUCUUAUGAAGACCUUGGCCUGUUUGCAUUUGGAUCAACUGGAAAGGUCCUUGUUGCAACUACAAUAAUUAUCCAGAAUAUUGGAGCCAUGUCAUCUUAUCUGUUGAUUGUGAAGUCUGAACUUCCUGGGGCUGUUGCGGGGCUUUUGAGUGGAGCCGAGAGUGGGUCUUGGUACCUUGAUGGGAAACUGCUGCUGCUGCUUACUUCAGUCUGCAUUGUUUUUCCUCUGGCCCUUCUUCCUAAAAUUGGCUUUCUUGGCUACACAAGUAGUUUAUCAUUUUUCUUUACGGUGUACUUUACUCUUGUGGUUAUGAUUAAGAAAUGGUCGAUCCCUUGUCCUCUACCUCUGAGUAGUGCCAUAGAGACUUUACAGGUUUCAAAUUCUACUGGGGAUUGUAAAGCAAAGCUCUUUCAUCUUUCAAAAGAGAGUGCUUAUGCAAUACCAACUAUGGCCUUCUCUUUUCUGUGCCAUACCUCAGUCUUGCCAAUCUAUUGUGAGCUCCAAAGUCCAUCCAAAAGGAGAAUGCAGAAGGUAACUGUCACAGGAAUUGGUCUGAGUUUCCUAAUUUACUUUCUGUCUGCUCUCUUUGGGUACCUGACAUUUUAUGACAAAGUGGACUCUGAAUUGCUGCAAGGCUAUUCCAGGUACCUGCCAAACGAUACCAUCAUCAUGACUGUGAGAGCAGCCAUUCUGUUUGCUGUGCUCCUGACAGUCCCUUUAAUCCAUUUUCCAGCAAGGAAAGCUGUGUUGAUGGUGUUUUUCUCUCAUCUUCCUGGGUCAUGGAUUUGCCAUAUCCUUGUCACCUUAACACUGAAUACAGUUGUUGUUCUGUUUGCAAUGUACGUGCCUGACAUUAAAAAUGUAUUUGGAGUAGUUGGUUCAACCACAUCAACAUGUUUGCUUUUCGUAUAUCCUGGACUAUUUUAUCUUAAGCUUAACAGAGAGGACUUUGUAUCACCACAGAAACUAGGGGCUUGUGCCUUGGUUAUUUUUGGCAUUUGCGUUGGCCUUCUCAGUUUGGUUCUGAUAAUUUCCAAUUGGGUUGAUCAGUAACAGCUUACUGACACUGUCUGAACUGAACUUCAGGAGCACAGCAAGAACCAGAGAGGUGCCAACACUACUGUGAGUGCUGGACAUCCUAAAGAAACACUGACCAAAGCUGCCAUGGAAGAAGUAAUGCUCUUUUCAGCUACAUUAGUGAUGGUCCUUCUUUAAUCUUGAGUCACUCUCUUCAGUUAUUGGACAAUUUGUCUUUGCCGUUCUAAAAUAUGAGUUUUUCAUGAUGUAAUAAUGACAGGUAAAAAGGUCUCGAGAAUUUCUGCAAUGCAAAAAUGGUUUAGGGCACAUGGUGAACAAAACAGACACUUGAAAUAACUUGUCCUUUCAAGACAAGGUAAAUAGACAUUACAUCAGUCUUUAUGGGCAUAAUGUGAUAUCUGCACCUAGGAUAAUGCACAUUGUCCUAAUCCUUGAAAGACUUGUAUUGCUUGAAUAAUUUCCAAAAUUUCAACCAGUUCAGAUUAAGAACUUGUUGAUUCCAAGUGUUUAAUUUAUCCUAAGAUGGAUCUAGAGAGCAACUGCCUUAGCCCAGUUUAAUGGGCAGAUCAUGAUAAUAUUUUUUAAUUUUUUUUUUGAAAUACAGGUUUUCUGUGUCAGCACACUUGAAUCAUCCUGAUGUAAUUUUUAAAUUAGCAGGCUUUGCCCAUUAAGCAUAAUAGCAUUUAGUAGCAUUUCAUUUUGUUUUUUCAUUUUGCAAUUAAUAAUAGACAUUUUUCAAUUAAUAUCUGCUUUUGAAUACUUCUCAAAGUACCUCAGUAUUCCUCCAAGUGAAAGACUUUUCUCUUUUUCUCUCUAAUUCCCAUUUUUACAAAUGUUUCAGGUUUGAACUAAAGUGUUUCUGUAUUUUGUGUUCUGUUGUGUGUCAGAGAAUAUUUGGGCUUAAAAGAUGAAAAUCUGCCUCUGUUGAAGACAAAGGGAAAUUUUACUUUUUUAGAACCCUAAUUUUACCUCAUAUGUCUAUAAACUUCCAUGUUUUAUAAUCACUCCUUUUUUUAGCCCCCUGAAUGUGAAUGCAAUUUUCAACACCAACUGGGCUUUGUUGGAAAUGGAAUUGGGUACCCACAAGAGAAGUUCCUCAUUGUAGUAGAUUGAAAGCAGUGGCUGAGACUAUGGUGUCUUUUUAAGAUUUGCUUCUAUCAGGUGCAAUCUGAUGGCCUUAAAGUGGCCUUAUCUCUUCAGAGACUUCAUGCCCUGAGGAAGCAAAGGCUGACUGAAUGUGCUUGGUCCUCUCUUGUCUAAUGGGAAGGAACAGCAAAUAGCAGAGGUGGAAUCACCUUCUCUAUUCCUGAGCUGACAAACUAGGGUUUCUCAUGCCAACAGAUCACUUGGCUCUCUCAGGGUCCAGACGAUACUUUUCAUUUCUAAUGGCUGGUCUGAGCCACCCAGGUGGUGCAGGUUAGUACUGCUUCAGAAAUCCUUUUUGCUUGGAAGUAUCCUUCUACCUAGGAGUUUAAUAUAGAAAUAGACACAUACGGUGAGGCCAGGGAACUAACUCAGGAGUUCUGGUAGGAUCCCAAAGAAAAAGAUCCCUGGAAAAGGCUGAAGUUAUUUUUAUAAAGAAGUUCCUAGCAGAGGUUUCGUGACUCCAGGUGAGCCAUGUAAUAGUUUGGCAGUACCAGAAACAGCACAUCCACUCUUGGCCAGGAGUCCCCAGCUCCUCCUGUGGCACUGGCAGUGGCUGCUGUCAGCAUGUUGAACCAGCAGAAAACCAAGGUGACCACAAGUUGUGACGUUAUCUGCCUAAAAAGUGAACUUGCCUUUAUUCUUCCAAUUCAAAUUCCUGUUAACCAGGUGUAGCUGCCUUCCUGCCUGUGGCUGUCCUCUGAUAACUGUGUCUCACAGGCUUUGUCACACUGCAGGGAUUCAGAUGCUCAUGGAAUCUCUGGCACUACUGUAGAGAACUAAAAAUAUACCUUGUAAAAGUGUACCUUGAAUAAGCACUGACAGCUGUAUAUCAGGAAGUGAUUUUCUGUCUGACUGAACCAAAACUCCUUUGGAAAACAGGAGACCUUACACUGAUGAGCAUUAACUCAGGGAUUUUUGUCAGACACUACAAUUUAGAGAGUGUAUUUAUUAUAAAUUUUACAGAAGAACAUCACUGCAGUCACUUUAUUUUAAACUCUAACCAAUAAUGCUUAAGUCUGAAUACUUAGAUUAUCUGUGAGGAGACAGAAACUUGGCAAAACUUUGCUAAGCUUUUGCUCUUCCCGCCUUGCUCUGAAACAGCUGAGUCUUGCCCUGCACUGUAAUGCUCUGUUGCCCUCAGGCAGUUUGGUUUGUGUGCAUCAUCUUGAAAAUGUGACUGAGAAAAUACUUGAAAUACAGGGUUAAUUUUACAGUGGAUUCCUGUAGUGCUGCAGAAGUCACUAUAGUAUUGUUUUUAAUCCUUAGGUAUUAUCCUAACUAGCCUGACUAUUGACUGACUAUCCUGAUAGGUAGACUUUGGAAUGGUGAAUUCCAGUGUAUGAAGUUAAUACUUGAUGAGGAUGAAUGGGAGCAAUUCACAGCUCUGCUGAGCUCUAUUACUGUGUUUUGGCUGUGGUGCAGAAAGGAGAGCACAGGAGUUUACAGAAUGCCUGUUACCUUUCAUCUGAAAAAGAAUUAGAAAUGCUGCUACUUCUGAAAUUUCUGUGGUUCAUAACUUAAAAUAUAGAGAAAGGGAGAGAGAGGGGCAGAAAAAAUAUUCUGUUCCCAAAUUUAGAAGGUAUGAGUGUUGUCCACAAUGAAAAACCAGAAUAAUUUAUCGUUCUCAUCUCCCACGGCUGUGCUGUGCAUUGUGUCUCAAGGGUUUUCCCACACCUGUGCACUUCCAUGAAGUUUUUGAGCAGAAGAGGCCUCCAGUCUGGAACUCUCAGUUCACUCAAAUGCUGACAAAUAUUUUCUUCAUUAUUCUUGCAUAUAGAUAUUUUUUUCUUCCAAAUUUCCAGAUUUAUAAAUUUCAGUGACUCUACUUUAUUGCCUGUCAUCAGCGUUUUCCAACCUUCUUCUCUGAAGACAGGAAUGGAUGAGGGGACCCCCACAGCAUUUCUGAACUCACUUGGAAAGGUUCCCUUUCCCCAGUUGAGCAGGAAGAACAAUGUGAGAGAUGAAAAUUAAUUGGUUGCCUUUGAUUUAUUUUCUCUUUUUCUCCUAUUUCCAUUCCUUGUCCAUUUGGAGGCUGCUCAAGUUUCAGCUGGGCUGUGGUAAGCUGGGUGUGAAGAGUGUUUUCUGUAACCAGUGUGGCAGGAAGGAGACUGCCAAACAACAAUGCUCAGACCCAGGAUUAUUGUAGAACUCCUUUCCUAGUUAGAUUUAAUUUAGCACUUUACCUGAAAUUGUUGUUUUCAAGUUGAUUUUGAUGUUGAAACCAUUCAGUGUAGCUGCUCUCCAUACAAAGAAACCUUUGGACCUGUUUAUUCUUACUGCCAGUGGGAGAGAAUUUUCAGUAUUACAAAAGGGCUGUGUAAUUUCUCAGUUUGUGUUGGUGGUCUUGGUACUUGUGUGCUUCAGUAGUGUUCAUCCAGCCACACUUCAUGUGGAAAUGGAAUUCCCAAAAGAAAUCAAUAAUGAUCUGGAUGUAAAAAUUGCGCAGCUCAUGUCAGACCUCUGUAUUGUACAACAGAUUUUCUGUUUUGAGUUCUCCUUGUCUCAGGUUCACUGUGGAACAGCCAAGGCAUGUUCCAAAAAAUGACCAGCAGAAAAUAAAAAGCAGUUUACAAUCUA